UAGAUGCAUAAAUUGAAUAAAUCUCUAUCCUCUGUAUUUGGUUAUAUCUUGGGUAUGGCUGUUGAAACAUCCCAACCUCUUUCCAUUGAGAGCUUCUCAUACAGUUGGUUGAUAAACCUGAAACCAUCCCUUGAAAGCGUUAGUGAAUCCUUCCGGGCUGCUAUGGAUUCAUCCGAUGAAUCUUUCUUCAUCGAGAUGGAUCCAAACAUGCCAGCUUCAAAGAGGUUCAAGAAACUGAACUGGGAUUUCGAUUUCAAUCUACCGUUUUCAGAGCAAUCCACAGCUGCCAUUGUACACGCCGAUGAGAUCUUUUGUGAGGGCUUUCUCAUGCCCUCAAGGAGUAAAGAUUACCGUGAUUCAAGUCCGUGUGCUUCUCCUUUGUCUGAUUUUCAAAACCGAGAAGCUAUUGUAGGUGAUCAUCGAAAGUUCCGUUGCUCUUCCUUGAGAAGAUGUCGGAGCAUAUUGUCUAGGAAAAUGUUCGAAAAAUACUUGUAUUUUUUGUUCCCGUUACUGGGAAAAAUAAGAAGCUACAGAUCAAAGUCUAAAGAUAGAACAGCAAAUAACAGACUUUGGGCUGUGAAGAAUAACAGGUCAUGUUCACCUCAGGCAUCUCCUCGAACAAGCAUAUGUUCUCUCCCCGGAGACUGGAGACGGUCUUGUGAUUCCGAGAGCUCGAUUCAUGAGGCUGUUCUUCACUGCAAAAAAUCCAUCGGUUUGUAAUUUUUGAACCUGCUAGUCCUGUACUAUAACAGGUUUUGUGUACAUACAGAAGGAAUUAGGAACAAUUACCAUAUGAUAGAUUUACAUUUUUGCAGAGGAAGGAAUGAAAACUGAGAGGUGUAGAGAUGUUUGUCUCUUUUUUAGCUUCUUAUCUCUUUUAUGUAAUUUCCCCCUCUUUUUUGAUUUCCAUUUUGGUGCACCUUAAUGUAGUGUUCUAGUUUUGAACAUGAAAAAAAGAAGACUAUAUUCUUGUAUCAGACUCUUCUCCUUUGAUUUCUCUUUUUCACUUGUGUAAUCAAGAUUAUAAACCAUUGACGAGAAAUUGCGAUGAUACAUAAAAAAUUUUCGGGAUAAACAUGAUAAAUUAAUAAUUCAUGACGAACUUGAGUUAUUGAGUUCAAGUAGGCAUCAAACUAACUAUUUUUGAUACAAACAAAUCAUGAAUAAGAAUUGGAAAAGAUUUUAUUUGGAUGGUGGAUCUCAUGUAUAGAUAUGAUAUGA
Messenger RNA from Amaranthus tricolor (Joseph's coat), 1221 nucleotides. Its product is annotated as probable membrane-associated kinase regulator 6. The transcript has a single exon. The record is from RefSeq and is a predicted model, not a curated record. The coding region runs from base 4 to 720 and encodes 238 amino acids. NCBI's taxonomy places the organism in Eukaryota, Viridiplantae, Streptophyta, Magnoliopsida, Caryophyllales, Amaranthaceae.